UAGGUGAAAAAUGAAAACGAAACGUUCGAUUGGGGCAUGGUAGUGAAUUUUAAGAAGAAAAAUCCGAAAAAUCCAGUAAAGGACAAGACUGUUAUUGUCAUUGACGUUUUACUUCACUUAUCGAAAGAUUCUAAAGAAGGCAAUCCAAUUCCAUGUCGCGAUGGUGAAGAAGGCGAAAUGGAAGUAGUUCCUGUUUUGCAUAAUUUAAUUUCGCAAAUCAGUUCAAUCAGAGUACAUUAUCAAAAGGAUCUUAGGCCGCCUGAUAAUAGGAAGAGCGUACUGAAAUCGAUACGAGAAGUGAAAAAGAGAUACUCGGGAGAUUUACCGUUACUCAACCCUAUUACAGACAUGCAUAUACAGGAUCAGGCUUUUAAAGAUAUUGUCAAAAAAAUUGAAGUGUUAGAGAAAAGAUUAUAUGCACAUUCUUUGCAUAAGGAUCCCAAUGUAAACGUAUUAUACGAACAAUUUUUGCACAAGGAAGAAUUGGCUACGCAACUUAAGCAAGCCAAGGAAGAGUUUAAGCAGGCUAAGUCGAUACUUCAAAUGGACGAACUGAAAUGUAGAAAGCGAGUUUUAAGGAGAAUGGCGUAUUGCACAUCGGCGGACGUUAUAGAAUUGAAAGGACGUGUAGCUUGCGAGCUGAACGGUGCCGAUGAGCUUUUAAUGACUGAGAUGAUUUUUAAUGGUCUUUUUAAUUCUUUGAGCGUGCCACAAAUGGUAGCGUUAAUCAGUUGUUUUGUAUGUGACGAAAAGUCAAACGAAAUGCCUAAAAGUACAGAGGAAUUAAGUGGUCCGCUUAGGCAGAUGCAGGACUUGGCUCGACGAAUAGCAAAGGUAUCGACAGAGGCCAAUCUGGAAUUAGACGAGGAUGCAUAUGUCGAUAGAUUCAAACCGUAUUUAAUGGACGUUAUAUACGCUUGGUGUAAAGGCGCAACAUUCUUACAAAUUUGCAAAAUGACAGAUAUAUUUGAAGGAUCUAUUAUCAGGUGUAUGCGACGUUUAGAGGAGGUACUUCGACAAUUAUGUCAAGCUGCAAAAGGUAUCGGAAAUACAGAUCUAGAAAAUAAAUUUAGCGAGGCGAUCAAACUUAUAAAACGGGAUAUCGUAUUUGCUGCGUCCUUAUAUUUAUAAUGCAGGAAAAAAGAAUAAAACUAUUUUCAUAGAGUAACAAGUUUGUUUUCGUUUUAUAUAUAUAGAUAUAUGUAUAUAUCUAGAUUUGUAUGUUCUUAUUAAAUUAUACACCCCUAUAUGAAUUCCAUUAUAUUGCCCGUUAUUUACAUAGCCCAUUUGCAAUACGUACAUAAUAAACAAAGGCAGUUUUUUAUUCGAAAUCGAAUUCGUUCGAAAUACAAUUUAUUCCUGGAAAUUUAAAUUAUAUAAUAUACGUAUAUAGAAACUUUUUUUUU
This is a messenger RNA of Temnothorax curvispinosus, 1406 nucleotides long. RefSeq names its product exosome RNA helicase MTR4-like. Gene Ontology annotation, cellular component: nucleus. The transcript has 3 exons. The coding region runs from base 37 to 1131 and encodes 364 amino acids. The record is from RefSeq and is a predicted model, not a curated record. NCBI's taxonomy places the organism in Eukaryota, Metazoa, Arthropoda, Insecta, Hymenoptera, Formicidae. Gene Ontology annotation, molecular function: RNA helicase activity. Gene Ontology annotation, biological process: RNA catabolic process; maturation of 5.8S rRNA.